This is a messenger RNA of Closterium sp. NIES-67, 5285 nucleotides long. The record is from the annotation of a GenBank genome assembly. Lineage: Eukaryota; Viridiplantae; Streptophyta; Zygnematophyceae; Desmidiales; Closteriaceae.
GCUUGCUGCUUCAGACCAAGCCCUCAUCCUCCCACGCACAGAACACUGCCCAGAACGGUGCCCAGAACGCUGCAGAGUGCGCUGCUGGGAGUGCUGCUGAGAGCGCUGCAGAGGACUCGUUCGCCAUCAGGAACGUGAUCGUGUCCAACCCCACUGCCUUCCCCAUCGAUGCUCUCCUGCGCUGCACGUCGCUGGACCGGCCUCAAGCUGUGGGUCUCCAAGCUGCCCUGACGCAGGAGUUCGCCCUGCUGCAGGGACCACCGGGAACGGGCAAGACGUUUGUCGGGAUUAAGCUUGUGGAAAUCCUGCUGAGCAACGCCCUCAAGGGCCCUGGGACGAGUGCUGGAGGGAGCUCUUCUCGAGGCACGGAUGAGGCGAGUCCUCUGGGCCCAUCCUCUGCGUGUGCUUCACCAACCACGCUCUGGACCAGUUCCUGGAGGGGCUCAUUGCCAGUGGCAUCAAGAGGGUGGUUCGAGUGGGGGGCAGGAGCAGGUCCGAGUCCCUGCAGGAGUAUAAUCUUUCAAACAUCAUCCGAGGCGCGAACCCUUACCACAGCCGAACCUACAGGGACUCGAGCUACGAGGUGCGAAGCCGGCUGAGGGAGGUGGAGGCGGUGAUCGCCACGUACAGCGAUGCCCUGCAGCAGCGCACGGACAACGCACUCGCCGUCCCUGGCGCGCCAUCUCUCCCACCUCAUGGCCAACCACCCCACGUUCUUCCAGGCGCUUCGCACUUCCAAGGAGGCAGACGAUGACGGGUUUGAGCAAGUGGGCCUAGAUAACUGGAGCCGGUGGAAGCGAGGCCUCGCGAAGGAAAUUCCUCGCCGCAAGAAAAAGGAAGCAACUUGGGAAGAGAAGGAAGGGAAGCUGCCGCCGGUCUAGGCAUAUUUCCCCAAACGCUGGAACCGGGGACCGGGGAUUGGGGGCGGUGGGUACAGCCGCUCCCAGUGAAGAGGCACCGACGCAGAAUCCCUACGAAGCCCUGAGCAUGCUAGGUGGUGUUGAGGUUGGGGAGGGGUGGCAUCUGAGCAGUGGGAGUGAUAGUGGCGUGGGGGAUGAGCUGAGAGGGCUGGUUGAGCUCAUGUCAUCCAUCUAUGUUGAUGAUGAAGGGGAUGAUGGUGGUGAUGGUGAUGAUGAUGGAGAGGCAGUAGAUCUAGGCAGCAGGGCUGCUGGCGGCCACGGCAGCAGCGGUACGGGACAUGCCACAGGCAGCAGGGCUGCUGGCUUGCUGUCGUGCCUCGGUCUUGGAGCCCUACGGGUAAUGGGAGUUGAGACAGCAGCCAUGGGGGCGAGAAUGCUGGAACAGUCGGGUAAGGGUAGUCAGCGAGGAGGGGUUACAGUGGAGGACCUUUUUCAGGCGUUCGGUGAUUUGGGGAACGAACGCGGCAGGGGCAAUGGGGAGGAGCUGAUAGACAAGCCUCAGAUGGAGCAGCAGCAGGAGACGGAGGAGCAACAGAUCGGGCCUGUGGCGGUGGAUGAGGCGAGUGAUCGGGAGGUGGAUGAGCUGCUGUACGUGGAAGACCCAUGGGCGACGAGCGCGCAGGAGAGAAGGAAGCUGGUGGAAUUCUGGGUGGGGGAGGUGCGGGCCACGGCCAAUGCUGCGAUCGAGGCCGAGGUUGAGAAUUUUGCAAGGAAGGUGCAGGAGCGCAGCGAGCUGCAGCAGGUGGAGGACCUGCAGGUGUUGCAGAGGGCGCAGGUGGUGGGGAUGACGACCUCAGGCGUGGCGAAGAUGCAGCGCCUCAUCACUGCUCUCGGCCCGCGAGUCGUCAUUGUGGAGGAGGCGGCCGAGGUGCUCGAGGCCCACAUCCUCACCUCGCUCACGCCGCAGACCCAGCACGUCAUCCUCAUAGGCGACCACCUGCAGCUGCGCCCAAGGUGGAAUUGUACGAGCUCAGCAAGGACUCCUACAAGGGCUUCGACCUGGACGUCUCCCUCUUCGAGCGCCUCGCGCUCUCCAAGCAGAUCCCGUCUUCACCCUCGCCACCCAGCGCCGCAUGCGCCAGAAAUCGCCGAUCUCAUUCGCAGCACCAUCUACCCGGACCUCAGGGACCAUCCGUUCGUUGAGGGGUACCCCGAUGUGCGUGGCAUGGCGUCGAACUUGCACUUUUGGGACCACGAGAGCCCGGAGAGCGGCGGGGACGACCUGAGCGAGGGCAAGUCCAAGUCGAACGCGGGGGAGGCGGCCAUGGUGGUGGGGCUGGCGACGUACCUGCUGCAGCAGGGGUACGCGGGGGCGAGAUCACCAUCCUCACGCCCUACGUGGGGCAGCUGCUCAAGCUGCGCCAGGCGCUUUCUCAGGUGGUCAACGUGCGCCUGGGGGAGGGCGAUGCUGAGGCAACCACGGCGAUUGCGGGAUGCUGUUCGGCUGGCAACCAUUGACAAUUUCCAGGGCGAGGAGAGCACGGUGGUGAUCGUAUCUCUUGUGCGCAACAACCUGGACGGCAAGAUUGGGUUCCUGAAGAGCCCCAACCGCACCAACGUGCUGCUGUCCCGCGCCAAGCAUGGGAUGUACCUCAUUGGCAACGCCAACACGAUGCGGGCUUGCUCAACGCGAGCGGGCUCCAAGUCUGUCCUCUGGCCGAGAAUCCUGGACAUCCUGCAGGGCAGGGCGGCAUCCAGAGGUUCAUCCCGCUGCGGUGUGUGAACCACCCCGCCACGGUGACGCGCAUCCAUGGCGCGAGGGAGUUCAGGGAGAAGGCCAGCGAGGGCGGCUGCUCCGAGAUGUGCGGCUUCCGACUCACUCCGUGCGGCCACACCUGCCCCCGCAGGUGCCAUGGGGACGACAGGGCGCAUGCCAAUGCGUUCUGCCCAAAGGAGUGCAGCCGAAUCCGUCCGCUGGAGGAGUGUCCGUACCAGCACACUUGUGCUAAGCAGUGUGGGGAAGUCUGCGGCCCCUGCUCUGUCAAGAUUAGUAGCCUCACGCUCCCCUGUGGCCAUCAGGCGUUUAACAUUCCGUGCUUCAAGCGCAUUAAGCCGACUUCCAUUUUCUGCUCGGAAAUUGUGGAAGUCACCAUGCCAUUGUGCGGCCAUAAGCAGACAGUCCAGUGCAGUGAGGCUGCUAACAGGCUGAGCAACCCUAAGCUGUGCACCGCUCGCUGCGGUGUUGUCCUCUCGGAUUCCUGCGGGCACACGUGCAUUUCUCCCUGUGGCCAGUGCAUUGCUGCUCCAGCUGCCAACUCAGAGGAGCAGAAUGCUGAGGAAGAGGAGCAGGAGCAGGCACGGCAGCAGCAGCAGCCUGCAAAGAAGCAUAAGAAGUGCACCCAGCCAUGCAGCGACCCCUUCCCUGUGGCCACUUAUGCCCCGACACCUGCCACGAUGGGAGACCCUGCAACCUGUGCUUUAAGAAGUGCCUGGUCGCUUGCCAGCACAGCUCCUGCCCCCAGCCCUGCCACCGAACCUGCGCUCCGUGCGCCGAGCCUUGCGGCUGGAACUGCAAGCACCAGGGGGCCUGCUCCCUGCCCUGCGGGGCGCCGUGCGACCGCCUCCCGUGCGAGCGGCGGUGUGAGAAGGCGCUCCAGUGCGGGCACCAGUGCCCGUCGCUGUGCGGGGAGAAGUGCCCCCCGAAGGCGUUCUGCACGGCGGCUGGGUGUGGCGCGCAGGAGAAGCGGGAGAUGACGGUGGAUCUGGUGACUCUGGAGACUCUAGGGGAGAUCGAUCCCGAUGAGAGCCCCGUUCUUGUGCUGCCGUGCGGACAUGCUUAUACGAUGGACACCCUGGAUGGCCACCUGGGGCUCAACCAGGUGUAUCUGGAGUCCGAGGCAUCAUAUGGCAGCAGCAGUGGGGUAGGAGCUGAUGGCCCAGGUGCGGGUUCUGGUCUUCCUGCAGGUGAUCUUGGUGGUGGGAGCAGUUGCGCUGGAGGUGGGCCGGGGCCAAGUGGGUGGGCAGUGCUGCCGUUUGAAGAUGGCAAUCUGUCUGCUCUCAAGGGCUGCCCGGAGUGCCGCCAGCCAAUCACCGGUUCCCGGCGCUAUGGCCGAAUGGUCAACAAGGCUCUUCUGGACCAAUCCGAGCGCAAGUUUGCCCUCAGCUGCUCCGCUGACCAGGAAGGUGUGCAGAGGAAGUUGUCACGGUUGAGCCAGGUGAUCUCCUCGCUCCCUGAGACUGCUCAGCCCAGGCAGUUGCAGGAGCUGGCUCAGGCGGCAACACGUCUGAUCCAUGAGACGGGCCGGCUUCGCACUACCGCUGUGAACCCGCCCACGCAGCAGACCUACCAGGCUUCUGUGGCGGCACUGCAGAGGAGGCAUUACCUGCUGGGGGACCAGUCCCGGGUUCGAGACAGCACUGCUAGCUCUGGAAGUGGCAGCAGGAAGGGUAAGCAGGUGCUAUCUGGAACCAGUGCAGGCCCACUGCAUCCACUUGGGAGGAGGAAUGCCAGCUCCUGUAUGUCCCCCAGCCGGAUCCCCGGCCCUCUGUGAGGCGCUCAUGAUGCUGGGGAAAGCCUUCCAGCUGCUCAUGGCGGCAAACUUCCUCCAGCUGCGCUGCCUUCUCAAGAAUGUGUGGAGAGCUUCUGGUCCAUCUCGCCUGAGCAGUGGUGGGUCCAGCUCGAGGAAAGCGGCCUACUUGAGUCGCCGUGUGGAGGAUUGCAGGGCGGUUGUGCGAGUGAGUCUGAGGAUUGCGGAGAAGUAUGUUGGUCAGGCAAUUAAGUGGGCUGUGAAGCGUAAGGCGCAUCGACUGGAGGCAAGGGCGCGGCUGGAGCUGGUUGACGUGUACCGUGCGUUCGUGGAAGGCAUGAUGGCGGAACGCCUGCUCUCAAACUCCCCUGCUGGCCUUGGUGGACCAAAGAAGCAGCAGCUGGAGUACCUUGAGAAGGCCAAGAUUCAGUGCCGGAUGGUGGCUUACCACCAUCUGGCAUCUGUGAGAGAAAACGACACCCUUGGGGAGAGCGCUCGGAGAUUGCUCGAUGAAGACCUGCCUACCUUGGAAGCAUCUGUUCGAGACGAGCCUCGUUACUUCGCCCUGUCAGAGCACGAAAAGGGCGACGUGUACAGAGCAAUAGGAUUGGGAGGAGGCCAUUGGUACCGGUGCCCGAACGGGCAUUUGUAUGUCAUAGGGGAGUGUGGCAGGGCGUGGGUGGAGUCGCGUUGUCCUGAGUGUAACGAGGUUGUGGGUGGGAGUGGACAUGUGCUUCGUGAAGGGAAUGUUAGCGCAUCUGACUUCUUCAGAGGGGCUUGACUUUUGAGGUACUGCAGGAGUAGGGGCUUGGCUUUGCGGGGGGCAAGAUGGUGAUGAUUGCACUUGUAAAUAAUGUAAAUAUGUUCAGAGGACAUGUUAUAAAUCAAGUGAAAUUCU